AAUAAUGUGCGUUACUGUACAGUUUCUGUUCGCGGUUGGAACGAACGACAGCUCGUAAACAAAACAAAUUUGUCUUGUCUUGUCUGUCAAGUCAAAUGAAAUGGCUAUGUAGUUUAACUGAGUACUUACGUUUGUAAUUUUGUAUGUUCAGACCGUAUUCAGUAAAUACAUCUGUCAACGUUAGGUUCGGUGACAAAGGCUACCGUUAAAUUUUUCAAAAAUUAGUUUUGUUUCCAAGCAUUUGCCUUAGGACAAUGUCGUCCCGUAAAAGACCUCGAGAACCACCUCUGCGCUACAUGGAAUCACCUGUCCCCAGCAAAGUGGCGAGAGGGGCCUUUUCUGAUAUGGAGGACGCACAGCUACUCUCGGCUUUGAUGAAGCAUGGCCCUGUUGACAUAAGCAAACUAACCGCAUUGGUACCCACCAGAAACGAGUAUCAGGUGAAGCAAAGAAUUUUAGUACUGCAGAGGAAAGCACAACAGUCCCUGACAACUGUUGAGUUAGGCGGUAACAAGAGGGGUCCUAAGUAUCAGGCCCGUCAGAAAGUUGCGCUUGACCAAUGGUUAGAUGAUCUAUUGCAUCUCGAGGAAAAAGCUCAAAUUAUGCAUGGUACUCAGGAGGAACUUCAUGUGCGUAUGCUUCCCAAAUGUAUGAGUUUAAUUGCCAAGUAUGAGGAUCAUCCUCAGCCUCAUGAAUGUGCUGGGGUUAAUUUUAAAAAUGUCUACGGAUUUUUAGAGAAUAUGAUGCUUGGGCAGCCAUCAAAAAACUUAAAAAAGGAAGAUGCAAAAUUUUUAAUAGAAUCAUUGCAGCGUCUAUCAACUGCUGUUGAUAAUUCCAAUGUGGCAAAAGAGACUGAAUUUUUGCUGUGUGGCCGUCCUCAGUGGCGUUUCAAGGGGGAAAGACUCCGCACAUAUGGAAAGACCAGAUAUCUCUUCUCUGAUAAUGAAGAUGAUGAACUUGAAGAAGGACUGAAAAUCCUGGACUCUGCCAAGUUUAACCCUUUCCAAGUUCCCAAACAAUUAAUUAAAAGAAAUGAACCUUUAAAAAAGUAAGCAAAUAGUCUCUGUCCUGUGAUAUUUGAGAGAGUGUAAUUUGUUGGGGAAAUAAAUAGUAACUCAGAUCUG
This is a messenger RNA of Thrips palmi, 1124 nucleotides long. RefSeq lists its product as uncharacterized. Gene Ontology annotation, cellular component: nuclear body. The coding region runs from base 255 to 1052 and encodes 265 amino acids. Gene Ontology annotation, molecular function: RNA polymerase II general transcription initiation factor activity. Gene Ontology annotation, biological process: snRNA transcription. The transcript has 5 exons. The record is from RefSeq and is a predicted model, not a curated record. Lineage: Eukaryota; Metazoa; Arthropoda; Insecta; Thysanoptera; Thripidae.